GGCCUGCACUCUGUUGCGUUUAGGCGCCUCAGUUGCGGAAGAAUAUCGCUCGUUUUCGGACGCGAAUCUAUAUUUCGCGGGGAACCACGCUGGCUCGCGGCCGCAGAGCGAUCGGCGAUCGAUCGACGGACCUUACUUUUUAACAGAGACCUCCGCCGCUGCACAUUAAUACUCCGCUACGGCGACCGCGCUCGAUCGUUCGAACUAAACUCGGGUCCAUCCUGCAUCAGCGGGUAGGUGGCCGCGGUUCGUCAACUUCUCGCUCGCGAUAUUAUUGAUCGUUCGUUCUUGUAAUUCAAUUUACGUAUAACACAGACAUACCAGGUUUCUCAUUUCACAACAACUCUACAUGAUUAGCAAUUCAUUGUAACACUUGUUAUUUAGGUGAAAACUACAGGGUUCAUCUACUUGAUGCAUAAUCGAGUCUUUACAUUCUCAUUAUUCUUUUUUCAAAUUAUCGUUUGAGUAUCAUUCUGAUAAUACCGUUCCAACAGUCUGAUAAUAUUGUCUGGCAUUCGGCGUCAGCGUUUGCUGUACAAAUACUUUAUCUUCAGUCUGCCUUAAGGCUUAACUCUCUCCAUCGACAUCAUUGAUCAUCCCCGUAAGCAUAAAUCAUCGAGCCGCACGAGCGACAGUCGCAGUCAACCCCCAGAUUUCCUAGUGUAGGUGUUGUCCGAGCGAGACCAGGUCGAAACAUGGAGAACACGUGACCGCGUGAUAAAGUGACGGGACACGAGGAACAGUGCGAGGGGAAGAAGAGUAGAUUCCGCGAGUGAGCGCGGGGGCGAGUCCGGGCCGAACGAAAAAGCGAUGCCAAGAGUCGCGAGGACGAUCAAGUCACAUCGGUAUCGUGCGACCCGCGAUUGAGGUCACUGAAUUCGCUCGAAGCCACUGGUGUUAGGCGCUUGCCAGCUGCGGGGCAGUCGCGACGAUCAGGUCGAGGCGAAGAUGAAGAACAACUCGAGCAACUCGAAUCACGAGAAGAACGGGCCGGAGAACCUGAAGCUGCUCCAGGUGCCGACGACGCCGCCCGCGACACCAUCGACACCCACGACGCCGACCAGAGGUCUCGACGAUGUCUUCAAGGAGCUGCCGAUCACCGACGACACUUCGUGCGGCAUAUGGUGCCUCAAGGGUCCGAAUCUGCAAAAGUUCGCCAACAAGAAGGCAUACGUGUUUCUUUACGGUGUACUCGGCUGCAUAUUCUCCGCCAGUUAUGCCUAUUUCAACGGUACCAUCACCACCAUCGAAAAGAGAUUUAAAAUACCCUCGAAAACGACGGGUCUCAUCACAGUGGGUAACGACAUCUCGCAGCUUUUCGUAUCCGUCACCCUGUCGUAUUACGCAGGAAGGGGUCACAGGCCUCGAUGGAUCGCUUUCGGUAUUUACACCGUUGUACUUUUCUGUUGUCUUACGAUGUUACCGCAUUUUCUCUACGGGCCCGGCGAAGAUGCCCUGUCGCUGACUAAAGAGUAUGGGAAUACGAAGCUGCAAAAUGCGCUGAACACAAGCGUGAUUUCCGACAAACAACGCAAGUUUCUCUGUUUGGGCAAAGAAGGUCGUGGGACGGAUUGCGAGGUCGAAGAUGGAAACUUCGCGCCGCAGGUGCUCCUCUUCAUCGCUCAACUGGUGUCCGGAGUGGGUGGUUCUCUUUAUUACACCCUCGGUGUGUCGUACAUGGACGACAACAUACAAAAGUCGAAAACGCCCGCGCUCAUCAGUUUCUCGUACUUUCUGCGAAUGCUGGGACCCGCCAUCGGCUACGGACUGGCUUCAUUCUCCUUGAAGUUCUACAUUAGCCCGACUUUAACUCCCACUAUCACGAUGCAAGACCCGAGGUGGCUAGGCGCUUGGUGGUUAGGAUGGAUCAUUUUGGCCAUUCUCCUCUUCAUUUUCGCAAGCGUGAUCGCUCUCUUCCCGAAGACCUUGCCGAGAGCGGCCGCACGCAAAGUUCUGGCCCUGGAACGCAAUAAAUCGGCCGCGAGCAUUAAGGGCGAGCAAGAAUCGGAGCUACCGGCGUCUAUCUCGGACAUGCUGAAGACGUUUAAGCGCCUGCUGACGAACACGACUCUGAUGUGCAACAAUCUGGCGACGGUCUUCUACUUCAUGGGCUACAUGCCCUACUGGAUCUUCAUGCCGAAGUACAUUGAGACCCAGUACAAGCAAUCGGCGUCCGUCUCGUCGUUGAUCACCGGCACGGUCGGCUUGGUAUUCAGUGCCUUCGGGAUUUUGCUGUCCGGUCUGGUCAUCUCCAAGUACAAGCCGAAGGCUAGAUACCUGGCGGCGUGGAACGUCAUGAUUGGCAUUAUAUCGAUACUGGGAAUGAUCUCUUACGCCUUUCUCGGUUGCUCGGCGAACGACGACCAGAUCGCCAUUCAGCCUAACGGUGUUUUAAAAACGCAACUACCCUGUAACGAGCAGUGCCACUGCGACUACGUCACCUAUAAUCCCGUGUGCUCUGAGCACGGACAAACGUUUAUAUCCGCGUGUCAUGCUGGCUGUCGUGGCAUAAAGCUUCACACUAACGGCAGCAAAGUUUAUACGGACUGUAGCUGCGUGAAACCGAAAUUGGCUCGUUCCCUGGCGCAUUCGUUUGCCAACGUCACAUCCUUUCCAUUUUCUACCGAAGUCCCAUGGGAAACGACCGACGCAGUGGAACCUUUGGGGACUGCUAUUCCGGGCUCGUGUCCAGUGGAUUGUAUGCAGAAAUUUUACAUCUUUCUGGCGGUGGUGUGUCUUUUGAAAUUUAGCGGUGCAACUGGACGAGCGUCGAACUUCCUAGUCUCCGUAAGAUGCGUCGACGAGAAGGACAAGGCGGUCGCCAUGGGCUUCGGAUUAAUGAUAAUGAGCCUCUUUGCCUUCAUACCGUCGCCAAUUUUGUUUGGAUUUAUAUUAGACAAUACCUGUCUCGUGUGGGGUAAAACUUGUUCAGGUACGGGAAACUGCUGGCUGUACAAUGGCGAGGUAUUGAGGUAUUUGCUGAACUUCACCGCGGCCAGUUUCGUAACGAUCGGCACGAUAUUCGACGUGGGCGUCUGGUAUUUCGUCAAAGACGUGAAGAUCUUCGACGAGGAGAUCGAGCUAAAAGAUAUAGCUGAGGAGCCCGGUGAGACACUUUAAAGAAUAAUUGAUGAUCAAGUUCAAUCACCUUUUCGGCGUAUUCAUUACGCGUGAAGAAAGACUUUGAUCGAAGAUCUUCAAGAAGGAUCGAACGACGAAUGCGAAGCGAGCGAGAACCGACAAAUAAAGACUUUACAAGUACCUUAAGCACCUUCUUAGCUAUUUAAAGCUCGUAGUAACCUAGAUAGAAUCGACUGUUAGCAGAUCACCCAUGGUGUUCGCAAGAGAAGAGCGACCACCCGAUCUUUUACUAAUUUUAAUUUACUACUAUUAAUUAUUUUUAUCGCCGUAACCGAUGAAUUCAUAAUUCGUUGUAGGUACGUAUAAUAUGAAUAUUUGUUUUAUUUCGGACUCACGUUCCAACGAAAAACGGGUGCUAAAUUAGUACAUGUAUAAAGUACAUAUAUAUAUAUACUUCGUAUACAUCGCUUGUCGAUAGUGAAAAUAUUGAUUCAUACUAAUAUGAAUCGUCUAUAAAAUUAAAUGAUUGUACAUAUAAUGAUUAUACCUUGAAGUAGUAACAAAACACCGUAAUUUAUCUACUCAAUGAAAUAUAAUGUAUCCGUUGUUAUUAGCGCGUUAGAAGGAAUUUUUAUCUACAUAUAUAAGGUGGUACUAUGAAACAGGAAACCAUUACUAACAGGUAGGCGAAAUAAUCCACAAAAUUAGGAAUGUGAUAGAUUUUAAUCGUGUAAUAAAUAUCAGAAGGAUCAUAAUGGACGUUGUUAUACACAUGUUACGUUUUACAAAGGAUAACUGCAAAUAUGAAAGUAUGCCAUGAAA
Vollenhovia emeryi is the source of this 3903-nucleotide messenger RNA. It is a transcript of the gene Oatp58Dc, whose product is annotated as solute carrier organic anion transporter family member 2A1-like. Lineage: Eukaryota; Metazoa; Arthropoda; Insecta; Hymenoptera; Formicidae. Gene Ontology annotation, cellular component: membrane. Gene Ontology annotation, biological process: sodium-independent organic anion transport; transmembrane transport. The transcript has 7 exons. Gene Ontology annotation, molecular function: protein binding. Bases 949 to 3120 code for a protein of 723 amino acids. The record is from RefSeq and is a predicted model, not a curated record.